UUCAACAUUCUUUUUAUCAAUUUAUUUCCCCAAUGGCACAAAAUCAAACACAUGAAACCUGUAUAUUGAAAUUAAUGAUCAUAGCAAUCUCGAUGGCCAUGUUAUGUAGCUAUGGAAUGGCACAAUCGACUUCAGGGUGCACAAAUGUGAUCAUUAGCAUGUCUCCGUGCCUUAAUUACAUAACUGGCAACUCGUCGACCCCUUCUUCAGGGUGCUGCACCCAACUAGCUAGUGUGGUCAAGUCACAACCACAAUGCCUUUGUGAGGUCCUAAAUGGUGGUGGCUCGUCUUUGGGCCUUAAUAUUAACCAAGCUCAAGCUCUCGAGUUGCCUAAGGCAUGCAAUGUCCAAACACCUCCAACUAGCCAAUGCAAAGCUGCGUCUCCAGGCGUUUCUCCAACUACACCAUCUUCUUCGUCUCCAAACAACCCUUCCGGAUCAGGUCGGGGGUCGAAUGCUGUACCAACAGGUGACGGUUCAUCAGAUGCAAUUUCUACACGAUUAGCAGUUGCUCCGCUUCUAGUAUCUUUCCUAGUCGCCUCAUAUGCUAUUGCGUUCUAAUUUUUGCGUGUUAAGGGAUAGCUAAUGAAUUGAUUUCCAUUUUUUGUCAUUUUUAUUUUGCAUAAUAUUGGGUUGGUCCAGAGCUAUGUUGUUUUAUUAUUUCCCAUGGUUAUAUAAUGUAAUGUACUUAUCAUUCUUUUCUGA
Erigeron canadensis is the source of this 704-nucleotide messenger RNA. Its product is annotated as non-specific lipid transfer protein GPI-anchored 5-like. Gene Ontology annotation, molecular function: lipid binding. NCBI's taxonomy places the organism in Eukaryota, Viridiplantae, Streptophyta, Magnoliopsida, Asterales, Asteraceae. The transcript has 2 exons. The record is from RefSeq and is a predicted model, not a curated record. Gene Ontology annotation, biological process: lipid transport. Bases 33 to 560 code for a protein of 175 amino acids.